Thunnus maccoyii (southern bluefin tuna) is the source of this 2007-nucleotide messenger RNA. It is a transcript of the gene amz2, whose product is annotated as archaemetzincin-2. Lineage: Eukaryota; Metazoa; Chordata; Actinopteri; Scombriformes; Scombridae. The record is from RefSeq and is a predicted model, not a curated record. The transcript is spliced from 7 exons. Gene Ontology annotation, molecular function: metallopeptidase activity. The coding region runs from base 153 to 1244 and encodes 363 amino acids. Gene Ontology annotation, biological process: proteolysis.
GUAUAACCACGAAGCCGCUUCCUGUGGUGAUGAACUCUGAGCUAAGAUAUAAUCUCGUUUUUAGCUUCUUUCUUCCCGAAUUAGCUGAUUAAUUUAUCGUAAGAGAUGGAACUUUGAUAUCAUGUUGAAAAUCGGCUUUUCCGUUGUUUAAUAUGAAGGUGAUACAACACUCUGUGGAGACACUGAAAACAGCUUUGGUCUCUAAUCAUCAGGACCUGGUUAAACUUUACAGUAAACACACAAAAGAAGAACGGCGUCUUCUGGAGGAGGGAUUCCACCCAGGGCAGCAUGGUUCCCUUUUCCAGCCCAUCACAGUGCAUUCUGACUCAGACUGGAUUCCCGCUCACCCCGAGGAGCCUCAAGACUUUGGGAGCUUCUACAGAGACCCUUACCGCAAGACCCCCAGUGCUAGCUACAAUACCAUUUACAUUCAGACUAUAGGUUCCUUUGGAGAGGCGGGGGCCCAGACAGACCAGUAUGUGGAGUGGCUCAGAGAAUACUGCCAGGCCUUCUUCUAUGGUCUUGCUGUUAAGUUGCUGCCAGCGGUUACUGUUGCUGAAACAGGGUGCUCUUUCAGGGUUAACAGUAACUCACACAACCUUCAGAUCCUCACUGGUGACUUGCUACGAUUUCUGGGCAACAGGAAACCAAAAGAUGCUUUUUGCAUUGUUGGAAUUACAAUGAUUGACCUCUACCCCAAAGACUCCUGGAAUUUUGUCUUUGGACAGGCUUCUCUCAGUAAGGGAAUGGGUGUUUUCAGCUUUGCCAGGUAUGAUGACUAUUUCUACACCAGAAGUUAUGCGGGGAGGCUGAAGAAACAGCUUAAGCCAAAACAAGGGGACUAUUCUGUGUUUGAUGGAUAUUACACCCCCCCCAUCACCAGCAUUCUGCUGCUUCGGUCCUGCAAGACAAUGACCCAUGAGAUUGGCCAUAUGUUUGGAAUAAAGCAUUGCCAGUGGUUGAACUGUGUCAUGCAGGGCUCCAACCACCUGGAGGAGUCAGAUCGUAGGCCUCUGGAUUUCUGUCCCAUCUGCCUUCGAAAGCUACAGGUCUCAAUUGGCUUUCAAAUAGCUGAAAGAUAUAAGGCCUUAAUGCACUGGAUGGAGGAGGAUCAGAGUCAAACAUCCACACCAGAGGAGGCCUCUGCCUCUCAGCUCCACUUUCCCAAACCCACUGAAGCCUUUCAUACAUCCAAACUGUGGCUCUGCAGGUGCCUGGAUAUACUGGAAAAAAAUGAACAAUAGGACUUGCCCAUAACUCUGGGUAAGAUCUAGGCAGAGUAGGAUGUCUAUAUGCAUGUAGCAUGUACUAUGCAUCAUUUACUCUGUGCUUAACAUUUCUGCUGCUGUUUGGUUUCAAAACAAAAUCUUGAUGUUGUUAUGAUUGUUACACCCAAUUUCAGAAUGACAACAAGGCCUUAUAUUUUGUGUGAGGGGUAUUGGCUGCCCAUAGCAAUAUGUCUAGAAGAGACUCUUUAUAUUUAAUAUUCAUUUAUAUACUAAGUGAACACCUGUGGGCAUGUGUGUGUCCAGACAAAAUUAAACUGUAUGUUCAGUUCAGUGUUGUUUUUUAACCAAUGUUGUAAGUAUUUACAUUUAUUUUUCUAUGUGAACUGAAGGUACAAAAGCAUUUACAACUGACAUGAAGUGAACAUGAUGGGGUCAUGUGACACAUCUCAUCCACUCUUGAAAAAACUUGUUCAUUGUUGGUUUGUUGCCUCUUAGCUUGAGUUUUUAUAAGUUCUGAGAUCAAUUUAUUUGAAUGUUUGGUACAGUGGCUUUAUAAAUGAUCUGGUUGAAGUGUAUUAAAAUGUUAAUUUAUCAUAUGUGAAAGGUAAAUAUUUAUAAAAAUAAACAAUUACACAUAAUUUAGAUGCUCAAAUCACUGUUGUUUAUUGUGAUUGAACACAUUUUCAUUACAAAAAUUCUGACCUCUCACAUCACAUAACAGUGCAUUGUCAGCUUGGUGACAGUUUGAUGAACAAUAAACACUUUUAACCACACGUUU